Penicillium argentinense is the source of this 1137-nucleotide messenger RNA. RefSeq lists its product as uncharacterized. Gene Ontology annotation, biological process: positive regulation of transcription by RNA polymerase II. The transcript has a single exon. Gene Ontology annotation, cellular component: nucleus. Bases 1 to 1137 code for a protein of 378 amino acids. NCBI's taxonomy places the organism in Eukaryota, Fungi, Ascomycota, Eurotiomycetes, Eurotiales, Aspergillaceae. Gene Ontology annotation, molecular function: DNA-binding transcription factor activity; transcription cis-regulatory region binding. The record is from RefSeq and is a predicted model, not a curated record.
AUGCAUCAUUAUCAACAGAAUGUCGCGGGAAAACUCGCUUGGGUGGAUGGCCCAAACAAUCCGUGGCGCCAGGUCAUCAUUCCCCUGGUAUGGGCUUCUCCGACGAUCUUUUACACUGUUCUAUCAUUGUCGUCGGAGGAUCUCGCCCGCAGAUAUGACGAUAAUCACCGACAGCGCCUCGAGUUGCAAGAUGUUUCCCUUCGUUUCCGAAACAAUGCUUUGUCUUUGCUCGCGGCCCAGAUAGGCUCUAUAAGAGCCAACCAGCCACUGCAAUUCAGUAACGAGAUUGUGAGCGAAGCACGAAAUGCCUUGGCAUCAACGCUCAUCCUUUACAACGUUGAACUUCUUGGGGCAGAAGCUAUAAAAUGGAGAAUGCACCUACAAGGUGCUAGAGUGAUACAUCAAUGGCUGGAGCAUUCUACGUCCUAUCCUGCCUCAUUUGAUAACAUCGACAAAUUCUUACUGUACGAGCACUACUACUCUAGUGUCUUCGCAGGUCUCACAACAUUCGGCAUGGUCAAUGCACCGACCGGGGACAAUCUUCAAAACAUGGGCGAUAUCGCUGUCUUCGGUGAAUUUGUUCGUGUGAUACAGUUAGUGACUGAGCUUGAGCGAUCUAAAUACGUUCAUGGUCUCGUCAUUAAUCCAAGCGAAUUCCCUAAUAUUAUUGGCACUGUGGAAACAGCAAAGGACAAAAUGAUUCUCUAUAGCCAGAAGUCCCAUUUCUGGAAUGACCAGGUCCAGCGGGACUUCCAGCAUCUGGUUUUCAUCUUUUAUCAUGCCAGCUUGAUAUACACUCAUCGAGCCCUUUCUGAAGACCCAUCAACAAAUGAAUACAUCCAAGUUUCGCGCGACUCGAUCUUGGAUUGGAUCAACCUCCUGUCCGACAGAAGCACCUUCGCACAUGAUCUUGUGUGGCCAUUGUUCAUUCUCGGAACCGAAAGCAAGGGACGCCCAGAAUUGCAGAAUUUCGUUUCCAGGGAAAUGGAAGCUGUCAUGAAAAUCAGCGGUGUUCUUGAUCGACGCAAAGUCUUGUCGUUUCUGCAGCUCUAUUGGUCGACCGAUCUUCAGCACAGUGUUACAUGGAUUCAGUUUAUGAGAGAGAAGGUACCUGAAAAUAGCAUGUUGAUUCUAUAA